This is a messenger RNA of Daldinia vernicosa, 2740 nucleotides long. RefSeq lists its product as uncharacterized. The record is from RefSeq and is a predicted model, not a curated record. Gene Ontology annotation, cellular component: cytosol. Lineage: Eukaryota; Fungi; Ascomycota; Sordariomycetes; Xylariales; Hypoxylaceae. Gene Ontology annotation, molecular function: AMP binding; acetyl-CoA synthetase activity. The transcript has 4 exons. Bases 209 to 2323 code for a protein of 704 amino acids.
UACCCCGCAGUAAACCAUCACUGUCUACAACUAAACCAUUACUGUCACCACUACGCCGCCACCACCCCGCCAUCAUCAUGGGCGAGCAAACCAAGUCGCCGGUGGUCGCCGAGGCCCAUCUGGUUGACACCUAUCACCCCCCGGCAAAGAUGCUCGAAAGUGAGAUAGACCCCUAUUUAUGGGACUAGGUUCAAUGCGCAAAUCAUAAAUGAAGCUAACUUGGUUACUAGAGCAUCCUAGUAAACCUCAUCUCGAUAGUAUUGAGCAUUACCAACAGUUAUACAAAGAGUCCAUCACCGAGCCCGAGAAGUUCUUCAGCAGGAAAGCUAGGGAGUUGUUGACAUGGCAGCGAGAUUUCGAGACCGUUCGCACUGGAUCCCUAGCUAACGGAGAUGUUGCCUGGUUCGUCGAGGGUCAACUCAACGCUUCUUACAACCUCGUCGAUCGACAUGCAUUCAAGGACCCCAACAGGGUCGCGCUCAUCUACGAGGCAGACGAACCUCACGAAGGCCGAAAUGUAACUUAUAGCGAGCUUCUUCGUGAGGUUAGCAGAGUCGCACAUGUCCUAAAAAAGAUGGGUGUUAGAAAAGGCGAUACAGUCGCUAUCUACCUACCAAUGAUUCCGGAGGCCGUCAUUGCUUUCCUUGCAGUCACACGUAUCGGCGCUAUCCACUCCGUCGUGUUUGCUGGUUUCUCGGCCGACUCCCUACGUGACCGUGUUAUCGACGCCCAAUCCAAAGUGGUGAUUACCACAGACGAAGGAAAACGAGGUGGCAAGCUGAUCGGCACCAAGAAGAUAGUUGACGAUGCGCUCAAGCAAUGCCCCGAUGUAACUGGCGUUCUGGUUUACAAGCGCACCGGCGCUGAUAUUCCCUGGACUCCGGGUCGCGAUCUGUGGUGGCACGAGGAGGUCGAGAAAUGGCCAUCAUACAUUCCCCCUGAAGUAAUGAACUCCGAGGAUCCCCUCUUCCUACUAUACACAUCGGGUUCGACCGGCAAGCCAAAGGGUGUUAUGCACACCACUGCUGGAUAUCUGCUCGGUGCCGCGCUGACUGGCAAAUAUGUAUUCGACAUUCAUGAUGGAGAUCGGUAUUUCUGCGGUGGAGAUGUCGGUUGGAUUACCGGCCACACAUACGUCGUCUACGCACCUCUUCUUCUCGGUAUAUCUACGGUCGUCUUCGAGGGCACUCCGGCCUACCCGAACUUUUCGAGAUACUGGGAAAUUAUCGAGAAGCACGGAGUCACCCAAUUCUAUGUCGCACCGACUGCUUUGAGACUGUUGAAGCGUGCUGGUGACGAUUACGUCAAGGCUCACAUGCCGAAGUUGAGAGUACUCGGAUCGGUAGGUGAGCCUAUCGCGGCUGAGGUUUGGAAGUGGUAUUUCGAAGUCGUAGGCAAGGAGGAGGCACAGAUUGUUGAUGUAAGUUCAAUCCUCUCGUCUUUGAAGGAAUGUGUUCUAAUAGGACAGACCUACUGGCAAACCGAAACUGGAUCGAAUGUCAUAACUCCCCUGGCAGGAGUAACACCGACGAAGCCGGGCAGUGCUUCUCUGCCUUUCUUCGGCAUAGAACCUGCCAUCAUCGACCCCAUCUCCGGCGAGGAGAUACACGGGAACGACGUUGAGGGUGUUCUGGCCUUCAAGCAGCCUUGGCCUAGCAUGGCCCGCACCGUCUGGGGUGCGCACAAGAGAUAUAUGGAUACGUACCUAAAUGUCUACAAGGGCUACUACUUCACCGGUGACGGAGCUGGUCGUGACCACGAGGGCUUCUACUGGAUCCGAGGACGAGUAGACGAUGUGGUCAACGUUAGUGGACACCGUCUGUCGACCGCAGAAAUUGAGGCUGCCCUGAUCGAGCACCAUUCUGUAGCUGAGGCUGCCGUUGUUGGUGUUGCUGACGAACUUACUGGACAAGCGGUUAACGCGUUUGUGGCUAUCAAGAACGGCAAUGAGUCAUCGGAUGCGUUACGAAAAGAAUUCAUCCUGCAGGUAAGGAAGAGUAUCGGACCGUUUGCCGCACCUAAGGCAGUUUUCAUAGUGCCCGAUCUGCCGAAGACCCGAAGUGGCAAGAUUAUGCGCCGUAUCUUGAGAAAGAUUCUAGCUGGCGAGGAAGACCAGCUUGGUGAUGUAACAACAGUAAGUAUCUUCUCAUUCUUCUCUACUAGAAUGCCUUCUAAUCCCGUAAUAGCUUUCCGACCCCUCAAUAGUUGCGAAGAUCAUCACCAUCGUACACGAGGCAAAGAGAAAGUGAAGCAUAUAAAGGCUUCAGCUUCCUUUUUUCGAAUUCUGAUACCAUUAAUAUGCGGGAGAUUUUGGAGCGUAUAAGAUCCAACUAGUGAUAGCGAUGUUUUAGCGGUUGAGUUUGUGCUCCCGGUGUCGUGGCACUGAUACGACCAUGAGUUGGAUGAUUCGACGUUCCAGUUUCAACGAAUGUUACCCAGCAUUGGGCAUCGCAGUUGGACAACCCCGUCAACAAAUAGCUGAAACUAGCUCUGUGUAUAGGCGGCGUAUCAACACAAUAGUUGAUACUAGCUAAUUGCAUUCUUGCAAAGUAUACUUUGCAGUUCUUCACCCAAUGAGCAGUACGUAAAAGGGGCGUUAACUGGCUCAUUAGCUACAUUACUACCUAUAAUACUAAAAUACACGUUGCACGAAUCCAGUUCCGUUACGUCCGUAGGUAGAUAUCCGUAGGAAGGAGGCACAGCUCAAGACCGCCUUAGACACGCUGCGGAAAUGCCUAUG